This is a messenger RNA of Ziziphus jujuba (common jujube), 1142 nucleotides long. RefSeq names its product transcription factor SPATULA. Bases 304 to 885 code for a protein of 193 amino acids. Gene Ontology annotation, biological process: regulation of DNA-templated transcription. NCBI's taxonomy places the organism in Eukaryota, Viridiplantae, Streptophyta, Magnoliopsida, Rosales, Rhamnaceae. Gene Ontology annotation, molecular function: DNA-binding transcription factor activity; protein dimerization activity. The record is from RefSeq and is a predicted model, not a curated record. The transcript has a single exon.
CAAAUGACGACAUCUUCUUCUUUCACUCAAAUCAAACGAACCACAUUGCUCCCUUUCUUUCUCUCUCUCUCUCUCUCUCUCUCAUCCUCUAUAUAUAUAUGUUCCACAAACGGCGACCCCUACCAUGUUCCAAAUUCAAAGCUAAAAAAUUAUUAAAAAAAAAAAAAAAAAACUCCCAAUCCAGUUGUAGUUCUUUCUUUCUUUCUCUCAGGUUUUAGCUAGGCUUUCUUACUCUCUUUUUUUUUUUCCUUUUUCCCCUUUUUUAUUUUUAUUUUUAUUUUUAGUUUUUGUGGUUUGGAAAAAAUGGACUACUUUCCUAGUACUAACUCUAGCUCUUCUGUAUCUUCUUCGAUGGUGGCAAACAACAACAACAACAACAACGGUAAAGAGAAGAAGAAUAAGGCUAAUAAUAAUAAUAACGGAGGGAAGAGAAACAAAGGAGUGAAACUCUCUACUGAUCCACAAAGUGUCGCAGCUAGAGAGAGAAGACAUAGGAUUAGCGAUCGGUUUAAGAUCUUGCAGAGUUUGGUUCCUGGUGGUGCUAAGAUGGACACGGUUUCCAUGUUGGAAGAAGCUAUUCAUUAUGUCAAGUUCCUCAAAACCCAGAUAUGGCUUCACCAAACCAUGAUCAACCAUGUUGAUGAUGAUCAUCCUGCUACUGUAGCACCAUCAACGGCUAUGUUUGACCAGCUUCCGAUGACGACGACGACUUCUUCGACUUCUGGUUCUUUUCCUUCUCAUCAUUAUCAUCAGGAUGUUCUUUAUGGACAGAACAGUAGUAUUGGGAAUUCGGUGCAACCUCAUGAGGCCAUGCCAUUGCCGAAUUCUUGCUUCCAUGGUCAAGAAAUCAUGUAUGUUGUUGAUGAUGAGUAUAUGAAAUACUAGUCCCUUUCUCUCUUUUUCUCUCUCACUCUUUUGAGGUAAAUUAUAUAUGUGUACUUUGAUGUGUAUUGGUAUGUUUGUAGUUUAGGUUUUAUAUGAUUUGGGUAAGGUUAUAUAUGAUUAAUGAAUUAUGGCCCUGUGAUCGAUCAUGAUAAUAUUUAUGGGGGUAAAAAAAGGAUCUCUUUGUAGCUCUUUUGCUUGAUUGGUUUGUAUUAAGCUUGUGGACUCUAGUACUGCUUAUUAGUUAUUCAUCCACUCAA